CACUUUCAAUUCACUUGCUUUUAAAUUAUUUAACAUUUUCUCCCGUUAUGCUUUCUUCCGUUUUCGAUUUCCGUAUAAAGUCACUUCUCCUCGACACUUUCACGCGUAAUGAAUCGAUUUUGGCUGACCACCGCAGGUUUAUAUGUACCACGAUCCGAGUUGCGUCGCUCGCAUUAUGCUGAUUUAGAGGGAGGAGGAGGAGAAGGAGCAGGGGUCUGGAAACUAGGGGAGCCGAAAGGUAAAAACUCCAUUAAGGGAUCUGCGCACGACGUGCAAUCGACAAGCGAAUCGUGCGGCAAAUGCAUGCGACAAGUUUUGCAAUGCCCCAUCCUCAGGGGAAAUUCGGAUGGAGUACGAACCGCAGUCGGUGGUCAAACUUCAAAUGGGAAGCCAUUACUGUCAGCAUGUGCACUUCAUUUGCCCAAAGCCACGGAUAACAUUUCUGAAUGCACGCGCUCCACUACAGCAACUUUUACUGCCGCCACCAGCUGCAGAAAAAAGACAAAAUAAGCCAAAAACCAACCAAGUGGCAAGAGCUGCAAGAAACCCAUUGCGAUCACGUUCCAGGCACCUUUUUAUACCUUAUGACUCUGAUUGAUGGCCGUUGCCAAAAUAUAAAUGCCAAAAUAUCACACGCCA
This is a messenger RNA of Drosophila yakuba, 639 nucleotides long. RefSeq lists its product as uncharacterized. The coding region runs from base 109 to 510 and encodes 133 amino acids. The record is from RefSeq and is a predicted model, not a curated record. The transcript is spliced from 2 exons. NCBI's taxonomy places the organism in Eukaryota, Metazoa, Arthropoda, Insecta, Diptera, Drosophilidae.